GUCCUGCAGGAAACAUUUUGCAGGGCUUGAGGAUCUCAGCUCCCUUAAUAUCCCACAGAAUCCACACUACUGUUCUCAUGGUGCCCCAGCGCCAUAAGCAACAGUUCCCAGUAAGUCCCAGAGCCUGAUAGUGCCACACACCAGAGCUGCCAAUACGUCCUACCUUCCUUUGGACCACAAUGCUCAAUCUACCCCACUGAACUGAAUCACAGCUAUUAUUAGUAACCGUUAUGAGCUCCAGACUACAUCUCCCGCCAUGCCUCCAUCAGCCCCAUGCUCCCAACGCUCCAGGCUUUUGCAGCCCGAGCCGCGGUGUACAAUGGGACUUGUAGUCUCCUCGUGGCUAGUUCAAGCGGAAGGAGCAGUCCUCUGAAGCUUGAGGAGUCUCUAGAACUAUGAGCCCGAGGCCUUGCCCUCUCCCAGAGCGCAGAGGCUUUGAAGGCUACCCCUGGAAAGCCGCUCACCGUCGGAAGCUGCGGGAGCUGAAGCUGCGCCAUCGUCACUGUAGGCGGCCAUGACACCGCUCGUCUCCCGCCUGAGUCGUCUGUGGGCCAUCAUGAGGAAGCCACGAGCAGCCGUGGGAAGUGGUCACAGGAGGCAGGCAGCCAGCCAGGAAGGGAGGCAGAAGCAUGCUAAGAGCAACAGUCAGGCCAAGCCUUCUGCUUGUGAUGCCUAUGCAGGGAUGAUUCCUAAGUGUCCUGGGGCCCCAGCAGGCCUGGCCAGGCAGCCGGAAGAGGUGGUAUUGCAGGCCUCUGUCUCCCCAUACCAUCUAUUCAGAGACGUAGCUGAAGUCACAGCCUUCCGAAGGAGCCUGCUAAGCUGGUACGACCAAGAGAAGCGGGACUUACCAUGGAGAAGACGGGCAGAAGAUGAGGUGGACCCGGACAGGCGGGCAUAUGCUGUGUGGGUCUCAGAGGUCAUGCUGCAGCAGACCCAGGUUGCCACUGUGAUCAACUACUAUACUGGAUGGAUGCAGAAGUGGCCUACACUGCAGGACCUGGCCAGUGCUUCCCUGGAGGAGGUGAAUCAGCUCUGGGCUGGCCUGGGGUACUAUUCUCGUGGCCGGCGGCUGCAGGAGGGAGCUCGGAAGGUGGUAGAGGAGCUAGGGGGCCACAUGCCACGUACAGCAGAGACCCUGCAGCAGCUCCUGCCCGGCGUGGGGCGCUACACAGCUGGGGCCAUUGCCUCUAUCGCCUUUGGCCAGGCAACCGGUGUGGUGGAUGGCAACGUAGCACGGGUGCUGUGCCGUGUCCGAGCCAUUGGUGCUGAUCCCAGCAGCACCCUUGUUUCCCAGCGGCUCUGGGGUCUAGCCCAGCAACUGGUGGACCCAGCCCGGCCAGGAGAUUUCAACCAAGCAGCCAUGGAGCUAGGGGCCACAGUGUGUACCCCACAGCGCCCACUGUGCAGCCAGUGCCCUGUGCAGAGCCUGUGCCGGGCACGCCAGAGAGUGGAGCGGGAACAGCUCUUAGCCUCACGGAGCCUGUCGGGCAAUCCUGAUGUGGAGGAGUGUGCUCUCAACACUGGACAGUGCCAGUUGUGCCUGCCUGCUUCAGAGCCCUGGGACCAGACCCUGGGAGUGGUCAACUUCCCCAGAAAGGCCAGCCGCAAGCCUCCCAGGGAGGAGAGCUCUGCUACCUGUGUUGUGGAACAGCCUGGGGCCCUUGGGGGUGCCCAAAUUCUGCUGGUGCAGAGGCCCAACUCAGGUCUGCUAGCAGGACUGUGGGAGUUCCCGUCCGUUACCUGGGAGCCCUCAGAGCAGCUUCAGCGCAAGGCCCUGCUGCAGGAACUACAGCGUUGGGCUGGGCCCCUCCCAGCCACGCGCCUCCGGCACCUUGGGGAGGUUGUCCACACCUUCUCUCACAUCAAGCUGACAUAUCAAGUAUAUGGUCUGGCCUUGGAAGGGCAGACCCCAGUGACCACCGUACCAGCAGGCGCUCGCUGGCUGACCCAGGAGGAAUUUCACACCGCAGCUGUUUCCACCGCCAUGAAAAAGGUUUUCCGUGUGUAUCAGGGCCAACAGCCAGGGACCUGCAAGGGUUCCAAAAGGUCCCAGGUGUCCUCUCCGUGCAGUCGGAAAAAGCCCUGCAUGGGCCAGCAAGUCCUGGAUAAUUUCUUUCGGCCUCACAUCUCCACUGAUGCAUCCAACCUCAACAGUGCAGCCCAGUGACACUUCUGAAAGCCCCCAUUCCCUGAGAAUCCUGUUGUUAAUAAAGUGCUUAUUUUUGUAGUUA
This is a messenger RNA of Mandrillus leucophaeus (drill), 2231 nucleotides long. RefSeq names its product mutY homolog (gene MUTYH). The transcript is spliced from 16 exons. Gene Ontology annotation, cellular component: nucleus. The record is from RefSeq and is a predicted model, not a curated record. Gene Ontology annotation, molecular function: oxidized purine DNA binding; adenine/guanine mispair binding; 8-oxo-7,8-dihydroguanine DNA N-glycosylase activity. Gene Ontology annotation, biological process: mismatch repair; base-excision repair. The coding region runs from base 515 to 2167 and encodes 550 amino acids. Lineage: Eukaryota; Metazoa; Chordata; Mammalia; Primates; Cercopithecidae.